Molecule: messenger RNA, 762 nt
Organism: Haemonchus placei
Lineage: Eukaryota; Metazoa; Nematoda; Chromadorea; Rhabditida; Trichostrongylidae
Source: the annotation of a GenBank genome assembly
AUGGAAGAAUAUGCAGUGGUUUUUACUGCUAAUGCAACACAUGCUCUUCGACUGGUUGCAGAUAACUUUGCAUUCAACGAAAGAGGCUCUUCUGAAACCCGCUUUUCUACAACUCCUUAUGAAAAAGCUAAAAUCACGUCAACUGACCUCGUUCUAGGGCCGAUAUUUGCUUACCUGAGAGAUUCACACAACUCAGUCGUUGGAAUGAGGGAAAUAGUCAAGGAUAAAGUGGACGAAGUUGUCUGUGCAGACGCUUGUGAGAACCUGCUCGUUAAGACUGAAUGCAGCCUCUUCGCAAUGACAGCGAUGAGCAACUUCUGUGGACGAAAGAUGGUGGAUUUGUCUCGAUGCAGCUUCGUUGGUUUCCACAUCACCGCUGCCUCUCAGAGAGAUGCAAUAGAUCGUUUACGACCUCGAGGAUUCGCUGGUGGGACGGUCAAGCAAAUCCUCAGCGAUGAAUUUUAUUCGGUUCUGAGAGAUAACAUAGAAGAGAGAUUAGAACAUGGAACACUAAAUUACUAUGCCAUUUGUGCUUUAACGAAAGGUUUCGACGACUUGAAGAGAUACGGUAUGCGGAGGGAUAUUUUUUUGAAGCUGCAUAUCAUUUCAUUUACAGCAGGCACUCUUUCUUUUGACUUACCCUUUCAUUGCUCGGCCAAAGCGCUAUCUUGUAAUACGAAAAAUGCCAACAUUUUUCUCUACCGUAAUUUAUUACACGUACCUAUGCACUCGAAAUUUACUUAUCAACAUCAUAUUUUGUGA